Molecule: messenger RNA, 288 nt
Organism: Rhizopus microsporus ATCC 52813
Lineage: Eukaryota; Fungi; Mucoromycota; Mucoromycetes; Mucorales; Rhizopodaceae
Exons: 2
Coding region: 1-288 (95 amino acids)
Source: RefSeq, a predicted model, not a curated record
AUGGAUUGGAAGCCCAUCAAGAACCUUCUUAGGAUGGACGAAGCUUGUCUUUUGCAGAUUGAGCAAAGUAGUAUCUCUUCCUCUUUUCUUCCUUCAUUUCGAAUCAGCUAUUACGACGUUAGAAACGUCUUCAUUUUUAGAUUGAUGAAAUUAAGUAGAAGAGCUAUUCGUGACAGGGACAGCGUCCAAAUUUGGAUGGAAGAGCUGGCCGAAAAAGGAGCAAAGAUUUUGUUCAAGGUGCAUGAAGAUGGCCCGUUUCUUGUUUCUUGCGUUGCUAAAUGCAGAUGA